AUGAUGGUGCUUUGGCUCGUCGCCGCGCCCUGGGCGCUCGCCGCCGUCGUCGUCGCGGGCGCCGAGGACCCAGCCGUGGCGCGCGUCGACGCGGCGACGCGGGAGGAGCUCGCGGCAUGCGGCGCGUGGGCGACGCUGCCGAGGCAUGUCUUGGGCGCCGGCGCGGCGCAGCGCGAGUGCCCGAUAGACGCCUUCCACGCGUCGCGCGCCGUGGACAACCGGGACGGGCGCGUCGCCAAGGUCAGAUUCGGGAAACGCGAGUUCGCGCCGCCGCGGGGCUGGGGGCUGCCCAAGGACGCGAUCCACCUCUGCGCGUUCGUCUCCCGGCUGCUGCGGUCUGGCGCGCUGAACGCCUCCGCGGCGCCGCGGCCCGUGCUCCUCGACGCCGCCGCGCUGGUCCCCGGCGGCGCGUUCCGCAUCGUCGUCGCGGACGCCGAAGCGCCCGACGGCUUCGAGCGGGAGCGCGAGUCGCUCCGGCGCGCGUGCCGCGACGCGCCGCCGCCGCCGCAGUGCCGGUCGGGCGACACGGCGGGCGGCGUCUGGGUCGCGCGCGACGCGUCGCGGCCGUCCUGCGGGGCCUACACAGGGCGGCCUGAGGGGCGCUUCGCGGGCCUGGCGGCCGUGGACGUCGACAGGGACCCGAAGCUCUGGGCGCAGGAGGAGCGGAAACGCGACGCGCUCCGCGCGGCGAACGGGCCCACGGGCGACCGGUGGCGCUACGCGCUGCCCGGCUGCGCGUACCACUACUUCGACGGCGGCGAGCUCGAGCGCGCCCUCGCCGCGGAGGCGCCCCUCGUGCUCUUCGUCGGCGACAGCACCGCGCGGCUCCUCUACGUGGCCUUCGCGGAGUGGCUCGGCGCCGCCAUCACGGACACGGAGCUCUACCUCGACCCGUCCGGCGACGGGGCCCAGUUUGUCUCGGGCGCCGCGCGCGUGGCCUACCUCCAGAUGUGGAGCGAGGACCAGUACCGGUCGCUCGUGCUCGGGCCCCUGCGGCGCACGUGGGCCGCGGCCGCGCGCGAUUCGCGGGGUCCGACGGCUGUUGUCGCGAACUUUGCCGCGGUCCACAGCCUCGACGGCACCUGCGACGGCUCCUUCGAGGCGCUCGCGCGGCUCGUCGUCGACGGCGUCCGCGCCGCGCUCCCCGGCGCGCUCCGCUUCGUGUUCCAGAGCGCGCCGUGCGGGCUCGGCAGGCGCCAGGGCAACUUCCGCACGGGCAAGUCCCUGGAGGUGCUCUCCGCGCUCCGCCGCGUCGCCGCGGGGCCGCCGCCGCCGAACGCGACCUGGGACGUGCUCGACCUCGCGAACGUCACGAUGGCGCGCUACGACGCGACCUUCGACGGCACGCACUUCUACGGGUCGGCCAUCGCGGCCCAGGCCCUCGCAGUUGCCAACAUGCUCGCGCGGCGGCCCGCGGACGCGUCCUAG
Molecule: messenger RNA, 1428 nt
Organism: Aureococcus anophagefferens
Lineage: Eukaryota; Pelagophyceae; Pelagomonadales; Pelagomonadaceae
Exons: 2
Coding region: 1-1428 (475 amino acids)
Source: RefSeq, a predicted model, not a curated record